This is a messenger RNA of Cetraspora pellucida, 867 nucleotides long. The record is from the annotation of a GenBank genome assembly. NCBI's taxonomy places the organism in Eukaryota, Fungi, Glomeromycota, Glomeromycetes, Diversisporales, Gigasporaceae.
AUGAAUAAUCCAUCAGAACUUAUGAAUUAUAAAGAUACUCCUGCAGUAAGUACAAGUUCAAAUACAAAUAAUAUAAGCGAAAAUGACCUGGAUUGUGUAGUUGUACCAAAAAUUAGUCAACAGAAAAAAAGACUAUAUACUGAAGAACUAUAUACUGGUAAAGAACUAUAUACUGAUGAAGAACUAUAUACUAGUGAAGAACUAUAUACUAGUGAAGAACUAUAUGCUGAUGAUGAAGUUGGUGAUUAUGAAGAAGCUGAUAAUUAUAAAGAAGUUGGUAAUUAUGAAGAAGUUGGUGAUUAUGUGUUAGAAUUAAGCUCAGAAGAAGAAGCAGUGCCUACUGGUUCCAAUUACUCAGAACCAUUAAUUAAUCAACAUAGAAGAUAUUCAAGCAAAAAAAAAAGUGAAAGAAACAAAAAAAAAAUAAGAAUUUUUGAACAUUAUGAUGAGACUAAUUCAUCUUAUUUGGUUGGUCCCGAACCUCAAAAUGCUGACAUACUGGAUGCAUCUUUUGAAAAAGUAUAUAUUAAUAAUAUCCGACAUGGUAUGUGUAAUAUUGAACUGAUGGGUGGAAAACCUUGUGAUACAAAAGUAAAGACUGGUAAGUCAACAAUAGCACUAUGGAGGCAUCUAAAGAAUAUGCAUGGAUACUCAGAAAUUGAGAGGCAACAAUUAAACAAAAAGCAGACAACUAUUAAAAGGGUGUUUGAAAUUUCUUCUUCAAAACUGCAUAAUACAAAUAAUACAACUGAACAAGCUAUUCAUAACAAAGCCAUUACUGAGAUUAUUGUUACACAAAACCUUUCAUUAUCUUUUAUAGAAGGAAAAAUGUUUAAACAGUUUGCAAAAAUUAUAGAUUCACAAUGA